CAGGCGACGCGCGGGCCCGGGUUCCGCGAGGCGGCGGGGAAGGGCCCCGGGGCGUAGGCCUUGAGGCUAUCUGCGCUCUCGGGAGUCGGGUCGGGCCGCCCUCGACGCCGCAAACCGAGCGGGGCCGGAAGUGGGGCGGCAGAGUUCCCGGGACUGGGCGCGGGCUCCGGUACCGCAGAGUCGGAACCCGGAGUCGGCCCGGGGACCCUGUUUUCCACUUCUGCGCCCUGCGCGCCUCCAGGCGGGAGGCUGAGGCGGGAGGGAGACGUGCAAACGCUGUCAGGCCCGAGCUCCGGGAAGUUUCCGGGAACCGCGGCCCGGCUGCCGAUCUGAUCCCGCGCUGGCGGGCUUGGUGGCGCACGCCUGUAAUCCCAAUACUUGGGAGGCUGCGACAGGAGGAUCGCUGUGAGUUCGAGGCCAACCUGGGCUACAAAGGCGAGCGCGGCGACAAUGUGCGGGCGGACGUCCUGCCACUUGCCCAGGGACAUGCUGGCCAGAGCCUGCGCCUACCGUGACCGCGGGGGCCGGCAGCGGCUCCCCGAGUGGAGGCAGCCCGAGAAGUACCACCCCUCCUACAACCAAAGCCCGCAGAGCUGCAGCCCCGUGCUGUUGUCGCGCCUGCACCUGGAGAAGGAUGCAGAUUCAUCAGAGCGGAUUAUUGCUCCCAUGCGAUGGGGCCUGGUCCCCUCUUGGUUCAAAGAUGAUCCUUCCAAGCUGCAGUUCAAUACCACCAACUGUCGCAGCGAUACUAUCCUGGAGAAACGGUCAUUCAAGGUGCCUCUGGGGAAGGGGAGACGCUGUGUUGUCUUAGCUGAUGGAUUCUAUGAGUGGCAGCGAUGUCUCGUAACAAACCAAAGGCAGCCGUACUUCAUCUAUUUCCCUCAGACUGAGGCGAAGGAGUCAGGCAGCGGAGGGGCUUUAGACAGUGCUGAGAACUGGGAGAGAGUCUGGGACCACUGGAGGCCGCUGACCAUGGCAGGGAUCUUUGACUGCUGGGAACCCCCUGAGGGAGGAGACCUGCUGUAUUCCUACACCAUCAUCACCGUGGAUUCCUGCAAAAGCUUGCAUGACAUCCACCACAGGAUGCCUGCCAUCCUGGAUGGAGAUGAGGCUGUGUCCAGGUGGCUGGACUUCGGGGACGUCCCCACUCAGGAGGCCCUGAAGCUGAUCCGCCCCACAGAGAACAUCACUUUCCACCCUGUCUCCCCCGUCGUCAACAACUCGAGAAACAACAGCCCUGAGUGUCUGACUCCUCUCCACUUGGUGGUCAAAAAGGAACCCAAGGCAAGUGGCAGCAGCCAAAAGAUGAUGCAGUGGCUGGCCACCAAGUCACCCAAAAAGGAAGACCAAGAGACAUCCCAAGAGGAUAAGUCUGAUACACCCCGGUGGUCCAGCCAGUUCCUACAGAAGAGCCCACUCCCCACCAAGAGAGGCGGCACAGGCCUCUUGGUGCGAUGGCUAAAGCAGGAGAAGGAGGAGGCACCCCCAUCCAAGCGACCUCACAGUCAGUAGGCGGGGUCCCUGGCGCAGGACGUUUUUGGGUGUGCGUGUGUGGGAGAAGGUGGCAGUGGCUAGGGGACAGUUGCGGGCACAUAAGGAAAGCAGCCCCACUGGCCUUGAGCAGGUGGGCAGCAUUGGGCAGAGGGAAAAGGGGCCUCCUGCUGCCCGUGCCCGGUGGGAUGGGAGGCCUCGGGCUGCUCUGCCGCUCCUGUAGGGUUCUUCCCUGCCGAGCCAUGGGAACCAAAGUGUAACAUGCAGGCUUGGCUUUGGUUUGGUUUCCUUUGAAGGGUGAAGAUGUUAUUUUUCAGAAAUGUCGAGUCAUGUAAGAAAGGAAAUGUUA
Molecule: messenger RNA, 1840 nt
Organism: Chinchilla lanigera (long-tailed chinchilla)
Lineage: Eukaryota; Metazoa; Chordata; Mammalia; Rodentia; Chinchillidae
Gene: Hmces
Product: 5-hydroxymethylcytosine (hmC) binding, ES cell-specific
Exons: 7
Coding region: 451-1512 (353 amino acids)
Biological process (GO): DNA damage response
Molecular function (GO): single-stranded DNA binding
Source: RefSeq, a predicted model, not a curated record